AUUUUGUUCCUGAUUCGAGCUUACAACCAAAAAACAGAAAGAGAAAGGAAAUAAGGGAUCAGCAACAAAUUGGACGUCCGUUUUUUGGGCAGUGAAAUUGCGUGUUCGUUAAACGUCGGUGGUAACUGCCGCCGUUUGCCGGAGGAGAAAGAACCACCAUCGGCAAAAAUAGCCGUUGUUUUAGCCCACCGUUUAAAUAGAUGGGAAGCGUCGUCUGCAGCAGCUGCUCAGGCUUCCGGCUUCCCACCACCACCAACUGCAGGCUGCAGCGCCGCCACCCAGCACCUUCAUCCUCCUCGUGUAUAUUCUCCGACAGCAGCUACCGUCUGUUACCAUUGUCCUGAAAAGUACUACCAGAUAUUCUCAGCAGGGGAUGGCGCUACCUUACUCUCGAGUCGAUUCGGAUCUAAGGGCGCUCGCCGGACAAGCCGAGGGCUUCGGCCGCUUUGCCAUCGGCGGACUCCAUGGGGCCGUCUACCGCGUCACCUCCCUCGCAGAUGAUGGCCUCGGAUCACUUCGUGAAGCAUGCAGGAGAAAGGAACCACUAUGGAUAGUGUUUGAAGUUUCUGGUGUAAUUCACCUGUCGUCUUACCUGAAAGUAUCGUCUUAUAAAACAAUUGAUGGCCGUGGCCAGAGGAUAAAGCUUACGGGAAAGGGUCUGCAACUAAAGGAGUGUGAACAUGUGAUCAUCUGCAAUCUCGAGUUUGAAGGCGGAAGAGAUGCUGACUGCAUCCAGAUUAAGCCAAAAUCAAGGCACAUUUGGAUCGAUCGUUGUAGCUUACGUGAUUAUGAUGAUGGAUUAGUUGACAUUACACGAGCAAGUACAGAUAUUACUGUGUCCAGAUGCCAUUUUUCCCAACAUAAUAAAACAAUUCUUAUCGGAGCAGAUCCGACUCACAUUGAAGAUAGGUGUAUUAGGGUGACAAUCCACCAUUGCUUUUUUGACGGGACUCGUCAAAGACAUCCUCGCGUGAGAUUUGGAAAGGUCCAUCUCUAUAAUAACUACAUUAAGAACUGGGGGAUAUAUGCCGUUUGCGCAAGCAUUGAAUCGCAGAUAUUUUCCCAGUGUAAUAUCUAUGAAGCAGGACAGAAAAAGCAGGCCUUUAAGUAUCUAACAGAGAAGGCAGCAGACAAGGAAGAGGCGGGGUCUGGUUACAUAAGAUCUGAAGGGGAUCUGUUUGUAAGUGAUACAGAAUCUGGUUUGCUAGAGAACAUCGACCACAGUACUUUCUUCAAGGCUGGUGAGAUAUACCCAACAUGGACCAUGGAAGCACCCACUGAAGCUUUGAAAGAAGUCAUCAGAUUAUCUGCAGGAUGGCAACUUGUAGCACGCCCUGAAGAAGCUGCUGCUUAAAGAUUUAAGUAACUUGAGAAGAUGUGUACCUGUUUGUUCUUCAUCAAGAGGGGUGCGUUGCAACAAUAUUUCUGGUAGCUAGCUAGC
Nymphaea colorata (pocket water lily) is the source of this 1441-nucleotide messenger RNA. RefSeq names its product pectate lyase 1. Gene Ontology annotation, molecular function: pectate lyase activity. Bases 374 to 1354 code for a protein of 326 amino acids. NCBI's taxonomy places the organism in Eukaryota, Viridiplantae, Streptophyta, Magnoliopsida, Nymphaeales, Nymphaeaceae. The transcript has 6 exons. The record is from RefSeq and is a predicted model, not a curated record.